CUCAAAGGUAAACAAACAGGCGUGGAGCAGCUUGGGGCCGAUCACCGGCCUGACGCUCUUCUCUAGUGCCUCGUGCAGUGCCACAGCCGCCGCCUUGAGUGCCACAGCCGCCGCCUUGAGUGCCACAAGCACACCACCAAUAGUGUUGCGUUAGAAAUGGAUUCACAGCGAAUAAAAGCCCACCAACAAACCUUUUCUGCAGGAAUGUUGAAAACUAGGCAGGUGGAGGAUAAAGGCAGAUUACCGGCUGCUGUAGAGACAGCAAGAUCCACAGUGGUGUUUAGAAAAUUGUCAGAUGCCUAGACAAUUGGAGCUUAUCAGUUAAAGAAGAACAGUGUUGUGUUAGUGGCAGCGAGACACGCCAGCAAACAUGAAGAUCAACAAGACUUUAUUACCUCUGAAGGCCCAUUACUUCUGUUUCUUAGGAUGCAUGUCACCUAUCAUACCAUUUCUGAUUGUGGUGGGGACCCAGCUGGGCAUCCCCGUAUCAGUGACGGGAUCACUGUCGGCCAUCGCACUGAUGCUCGUGGUGCUAACGAAGCCCAUCAUUGCCACCAUUGCCGAUGCCUUCCCUGCACGAAGGAGAGCCAUCUUCCUCCUGACUCUCGUGUGCAUGGUGGCCUCUUUCAGUUCCCUUAGUUUUAUCCCACCCAUGAAAGAAGUGUUAAGGGCGAGUGGAAAUCUUGUGUGGGCCGAUGAUACUCUCACUGCCCAGCAGUGGCAUGCCAUGAAGCCUCCUUCAGUGUCUGCAGCAGCAGAUUGGGAGGGCGCUAGAAGCCAACCUUUGCUUCAGACUCAAGAUAACGGAGGGUGCUACAUUGCAGAGGCAUGGGACUGCACAGCAUCCUGCAGUCAGCCCUGGGCAUACCUCUUGCCCAACAGUUCCACACCAGACCUUAGACUCAAUGCCCUGGCCAAGGACCACACCCUAAAGGUUUACAACACCACUGAGGCUGUCUCCUCCCACACUUCCAUUAGUAGGUCUCGUGAAGGAGAACUGUUUUGGAGGCACGAAGCAGCAGACGAGGCUACCGCUGGGGUUAGAAGCCGACUUUAUCAGCUGGAAGGUCUCAAUGUUUCCUGGGACUUACUGAUGGCAAAUGUCAGCGUGGAGUGUGGUGGUGGCCAGUGGGAGGGAGGAUGGUGUGCUAAUGUGUGGACCUACUGGGAGUUCUGGAUCUUCACCGCUCUCCUGUUUAUUGGUCAGAUCUCCUUUAAUACUGCCAUCUCCAUUACGGAUGCCAUUACCGUCGAUACCAUUGGGAAGGAUGGGAAUUAUGGAUUUCAACGGGUUUGGGGCACUGCUGGCUGGGGACUAAUGGGCCCUGUUAGUGGACUUCUUAUAGACUUGUGGUCUGGCACCUCCCUCACCAAGGACUACACACCAGCUUUCCUCAUCUGUGCCCUCAUGGGAUCCAUUGAUAUUAUCAUCUCUGGCACUGCUAUUAAGGUUCCAGAGAUGAAGACAGAACAUGACGUCUUAAAGAAGGUGUUGCCGAUCCUGCGCCAGCCUAGAUUCUUCAUGUUUUGCUGCUUUGUCGUCAUGAAUGGUUUCUUUGAUGGUGUCGUAGCCAGUUAUAUCUUCAUCAUGCAGGAGGACAUGGCUCGGGGCACAGACGCCAUGGGCUACAUGAAGUUCCUCCAGGGAAUGACCAUCUUCGUCCAGUGUUCCGCAGAGGUUCCUUUUAUGCUUAUAAAUAACUGGAUCUUGAGAAGACUUGGUGCUGGCUACCUGACCUCACUCGUCUUCUUCCUGUACAUCAUCCGUCUUAUGGGCCUAGCAAUUGUGGGCGCUUAUGGUCCUCUCUGGGGGACACUAGUAAUGGAAGUCCUGAAUGGUCCGUGCUUUGGUCUGGGUUUUACUGCUAUUGUGGUACACUCGGCCAAGAUUUCUCCGCCAGGCACCAGCACCACUGUACAGAGUUUGGUUAACAUCUGCUACGAUAGUAUUGGAUAUGCAUCUGCAUCACUUGUGGGGGGCCUGCUGUACUCGAGUCUGGGUGGCCCUGGUACUUACCUAGUGGCAGGCAUAACAGCUGUUAUUACAUUUGUCCUGCAUCUUGCCUCUCACAAACUAUUUCCACCUGUUCAAGAACCUGGAAUGAUAAGGGGACUAAGAGACAAUGGAGAGGUAGAAGAGAACCUGGAAAAGAUGGUUUUAAAUGGGAACAGGUCAUUUGAAAAUAGGGAUAAGAGCACAGCAGCAGCAGGGAAUGAUGAGGAGUUGGUGGAACUUCAGUCAGAGAAGAUCCAUGACCACUUAGACCACUUAGACCAAAUAUAACGAGUGCCAUAAACCUACAUUUCAUUGCUGUGACAUCACUAGCUUUUGUCCAAUUCCAGUUUAGUUGAUUGUGGGAUAACCUUGUAUUAAAUAUGUGUCAAAUGUUUGACAAUUAAAAAAUUUCUUAUAACAGUGCACCAUUGCACUUUUGUUCCAAUUUUAUAUUUAUAUGUCCUGUAUGCAUACAUGUGUGUAUACGUAUACAGUAUAUAUUAUUUAUUUACAGUAUUUAUUGUUAUUGUACUUAGAUGGCGAUUGAUGCUAGAAUGCUAUAGCUGGCAAGUAGGUUAUACAAUUGCACUUCUUUUAUCUGAAUCACAAUUAAAGUGCUUUUGCCCCAUGUUGAAAUUUUGACAAUGAUACAAAAGUGCCAUUGACCAGAAAAAUAUAUUAAAAAGUAGACAAAAAAAAUCAUGAGUUUGUUAGUUUGCCUUUUGUCAAGAAUCAUAAUAAAGGUUAGGCUGGUAAGGUUGAGAAUGUUCUAAAUGGAGAAAAGUAUUAAAAUGAAAUAUCAUGAUAGUUGAGCAAAAUAAUGAAAAAUAUAAUUAUCACGAAGAUAUGAAAUAAAUGGGGAAGACGGGUGUUGAGGAAAAAACACUGAUAUCAUGAAUAAUUUUAGCAAUACUGCAAAGAAAGUUGGGAACACAACAGCCAGAACUGACUGACACAUUACAACUUAAAGUUAAUGUGGUGCAGGUAAUUAGCUAAGUGAAGUUACAGGAUGAGAGCUAUGCUCGUGGUGUCCCGUCUCCCCAGCACUCUGUCAUAUAACACUUUGAAAUUACUGACGGUUUUGGCCUCCACGACCUUCUCACCUAACUUGUUCCAAUCA
This is a messenger RNA of Procambarus clarkii (red swamp crayfish), 3116 nucleotides long. RefSeq names its product major facilitator superfamily domain-containing protein 6. Gene Ontology annotation, cellular component: membrane. The record is from RefSeq and is a predicted model, not a curated record. NCBI's taxonomy places the organism in Eukaryota, Metazoa, Arthropoda, Malacostraca, Decapoda, Cambaridae.